AUGGAGGGUUUGCCUGAGGACUAUGACUCCAAGCCUGGAGAUAAUGCCAACCCGGAGACCCCCGACCAUGAGAAAGAAGCGGGCCCAGAGCCACCUCAGAAGGGAACUGAGGAGUCUGAGGCAGACACUGAAGCCAAGUCCCAGCAGGAACCAGGGAUCCCUCAGGACACCAGGCCUGAGGACUUUUCUCAAAAAAAGACCGAAGAAGCGCCCCGGGAAAAAACAGGAUCACAGAUUCCGGAGGAUUCUCAGCCAGAUGCUCCUCAGGGCACUGAAGGCCAGACCCAGGAGGAUAAUGAGGAAAAGCCCCCUGCAAAGACAGAGCCAGAGAUUCCUAAGGACACUGAGGCAGAGACUCCUCAGGAUGCUGAAACCCAGGCCCAGGAGGAGUUAAAGUCAAAGAUCUCUCAGGAAACUAAGCUUGAGGACUUAACUCAACAAGAAAAGUCCCCUGAAAAGGCAGAGUCAGAGAUUCCUAAGGACACUGAGGCAGAGACUCUUCAGGGUGCUGAAACUCAGUCCCAGGGGGAGUUAAAGCCAGGGAUUUCUCAGGAAACUAAGCUUGAAGACUUACCUCUGCAGGGCACUGAGGAAAAGUCCCCUGAAAAGGCAGGAGCAGAGAUUCCUCAGGGAGAUGAAGCCCAGUCCCAGGAAGAAUUAAAGCAAGGGAUCUCUCAGGAAACUAAGCUUGAAGACUUGCCUCAGCAAGGCACUGAGGAAAAGUCCCCUGAAAAGGCAGAGUCAGAGAUCCCUCAGGGAGCUGAAACCCAGGCCCAGGAGGAGUUAAAGCCAAAGAUCUCUCAGGAAACUAAGCUUGAGGACUUAACUCAACAAGAAAAGGCCCCUGAAAAGGCAGAGUCAGAGAUUCCUAAGGGCACUGAGGCAGAGACUCCUCAGGAUGCUGAAACCCAGGCCCAGGAGGAGUUAAAGCUAAAGAUCUCUCAGGAAACUAAGCUUGAGGACUUAACUCAGCAAGAAAAAUCCCCUGAAAAGGCAGAGUCAGAGAUUCCUAAGGACACUGAGGCAGAGACUCCUCAGGAUGCUGAAACCCAGGCCCAUGAAGAGUUAAAGCCAAGAAUCUCUCAGGAAACUAAGCCUGAGGACUUAACUCAUCAAGAAAAGACCCCUGAAGAGGCAGAGGCAGAGAUUCCCAAGGACACUGAAGCAGAGACUCCUCAGGAUAUUAAAGUUGAGCCAGAGAUUCCUCAGGAAACUAAGUUUGAAAAAGAAAGGCCCUCUGAGUUACCAGAGGUGGGACUUGGAUUUGCUGAAGACAUGCUCGCAUGGAACAAAUAUCCUGAUUCCUUUGUUGAGAGUGAGACAGAGUCUCCUACCAAGGCUUUGGAAUCUGUUGGUGGAGAGGUCCGGAAGUGGUCAUCCUCAGAGAGUACAGUAGGUAUCCUCUCUAAAGAACGGCUCAGCUUUGAAGAAGCUCAUAGGACGUCCAUGAAAUUUCAUCCCCUCUUGGCUGAGGAUGAAAAAGAAACCUUUCAUAGGAAGAAAUCUUCAAAAGACACUAAGGAAAUCAAAGAGGUAGUCAUAACUGAAACAAGUUCAGAACCAGCCUCAGAAUCUGACAUCCAGGAAAAACCAAAGAAACCUGAAACUACUAAGACACAUUACCUCACAUGGAGCCCAGAAGAUGUUGCAGAGUGGAUUAGCCAACUAGGGUUUCCUCAAUACAAGGAAUGUUUUACAACAAAUUUCAUCAGUGGCCGGAAACUCAUCCAUGUUAACUGUUCAAACCUUCCUCAGAUGGGAAUAACAGAUUUUGAGGAUAUGAAGGUGAUUUCACGUCAUACACGGGAGCUACUUGGAAUCGAGGAACCAUUAUUCAGUCGCAGCAUUUCCCUUCCCUAUCGGGACAACAUGGGCUUAUUUUUAGAACGAAAAGGUCAUACCGGGGUAAAAUCUGAUGCUUUGACCCUAUGUGGUUUUAUCGAAGAAGCAGGAUUACAGGAAUAUGUUCCUAAAGGUGAUAAGAAAGAUGAUCCUUGCGCAAAAAAGAAGAAAAAGAAAAAGAAAAGGCCAAUGGCCCAUGCACAUAGUUUAAAAGAUAAAAUUAAACUAACUUAAAGGAAGUGGGGGAUUUUCUCCCAGCGAUGACUCAAGAGUCAGAAUUAUUGGAUCUUUUCCUAGCUUAAAGACUUACUCAUUUCACCUGCUGUGUUGCAUUUUAUUUCUUCUUUACAAUGAAGAUGAGAAUAUGGAUUUAAUUGCAUCAGGGGAAUUGUGAUGGUUUUUAAUGUAUAAUUCAAAUAAUGCUGUCUGGUUGUAUGAACAAAAUGGGUUGUAGAAGUAACAAGUGGUUUGAAAUGUUACUCAUUAUAGAUUGGAGCUUUGAGUUUACCUACAACAUUAUCCUUUGUAGUGUUGCUCAAGCAUUUCUUAAAUGACAUCUAGGCUAAAGUUCACCCAAGCAUGAUUGCUUCACAAAACAAAUUUUAAGCCAACUAU
This is a messenger RNA of Gracilinanus agilis (Agile Gracile Mouse Opossum), 2457 nucleotides long. It is a transcript of the gene SAMD15, whose product is annotated as sterile alpha motif domain containing 15. NCBI's taxonomy places the organism in Eukaryota, Metazoa, Chordata, Mammalia, Didelphimorphia, Didelphidae. Bases 1 to 2076 code for a protein of 691 amino acids. The transcript has 3 exons. Gene Ontology annotation, molecular function: protein binding. The record is from RefSeq and is a predicted model, not a curated record.